Molecule: messenger RNA, 1956 nt
Organism: Nicotiana attenuata
Lineage: Eukaryota; Viridiplantae; Streptophyta; Magnoliopsida; Solanales; Solanaceae
Product: abscisic acid 8'-hydroxylase 4-like
Exons: 9
Coding region: 283-1704 (473 amino acids)
Biological process (GO): sterol metabolic process
Molecular function (GO): heme binding; (+)-abscisic acid 8'-hydroxylase activity; iron ion binding
Source: RefSeq, a predicted model, not a curated record
AACUCUGUGUCUGUGCCGUCCGUCAUUCUUUUAGAACCAUAGGUCCCACUUCAUAUGACAAAUGUAGUCCUGUUAUGACAUUUCAGAUGCAGUAACCAAAUUUUUUAGCAAAUCUGCCUAUUCAUCUCUAUCUAUCCUUCUCCUCCUACUCCUAUAUAUAGCAGACAACUAUAUCUCAUCCCUAAACAUAUCCACACUCCAUACCUUUUAAAGCCUUCUUUUGAGAUAAGAAAUAUAUUUAAUAAAAAGAGCAAACGACAGCAAUAGAACUUUUGCAUUUGGAUGGAGGCUGCUUUUCCCAUGAUUUAUUUCCUUCUCUUUCUCUCAACUCUUCUCUUGUAUCACGUACCAAAGAAACAAAAAGGAAAAGACAUACAAAAAGCAAAGUUGCCUCCUGGUACAAUGGGAUGGCCUUAUAUAGGGGAAACUCUCCGAAUGUACUCUGAAGACCCAAAUGUCUUCUUUGCUAAUAAACAAAAGAGAUAUGGGGAUAUAUUCAAAACACGCAUUCUUGGAUGCCCUUGUGUUAUGGUAGCUAGCCCCGAAGGUGCAAGAUUCGUGCUGGUUACUAAUGCUCACUUAUUCAAACCGACGUACCCAAAGAGCAAAGAGAGAAUGAUUGGCCCUUCUGCUUUGUUCUUUCACCAAGGGAACUACCAUUCUCGACUAAGGAAGAUGGUUCAGAACUCGUUAUCUCCUGAGGCUCUUCGAAAUCUAGUUCAACACAUCGAGGCCCUAGCUAUUUGUUCACUGGAAUCAUGGGCAACAAAAGAGCAAGUAAUCAACACAUUCCACGAGAUGAAGAAGUUGUCAUUUGAAGUUGGCAUUCUUGCUAUCUUUGGUCAAUUGGACACAAAGCGCAAAGAGGAGCUCAUGGAGAACUAUUGCAUAGUAAAUAAGGGAUACAAUUCUUUCCCUACAAACUUACCAGGAACCGCAUAUUACAAAGCUACAAAGGCAAGGAGAAAGCUUUAUGAGAUAAUUAGUGAAAUAAUUUGUGAAAGGAAGGAGAAGAAAACAGUAGAGAAGGAUCUCUUGGGUCGUCUAUUAAAUUUCAAAGAUGAAAAGGGACAUACUUUAAUGGAAGAUCAAAUUGCCGACAAUAUCAUUGGUGUACUCUUUGCUGCGCAAGAUACAACAGCUACUGCUCUAACUUGGAUUCUCAAAUACCUUCAUGACGAACACAAAAUUUUACAAGCAGUUAAGGUUGAACAGAUAGCAAUUUAUGAGUGUAAUGAAGAAGGAAAGAAGCCCUUGACAUGGAUUCAAACUAGAAAUAUGCCAUUUACACACCGGGUCAUUUUAGAGAGUUUAAGAAUGUCAAGCAUUAUAUCUUUCACCUUUAGAGAAGCCGUGACAGACGUAUUUUACGACGGAUACUUAAUUCCAAAAGGUUGGAAGGUCAUGCCAUUAUUCAGAAACAUCCAUCAUAAUCCAGACUUUUUUGCUGACCCUUGGGAUUUUGAUCCUUCCAGAUUUGACGCUGCUCCAAAACCCAAUACCUAUAUGCCAUUUGGCAAUGGAGCCCAUGCUUGUCCAGGGAAUGAACUUGCAAAACUGCUCAUGCUGAUUUUAAUCCAUCAUCUAGUCACCAACUAUAGGUGGGAAGUCAUAGGUUCUCAGGGCGUGAUACAGUAUAGCCCGUUUCCGGUACCUCAACAUGGACUCCCAGCCAGGUUCUGGAAGGAAAACAAAAUAAAUUAAUAGCAAUGAGAAUAACGGAAAAGCAGAAGAUAUCUCCUGACCUAGUUUCCAGUUUCAAGUGAAACUCGACCCAGCAUCUUUUUUUAUCCUGGGGCCUAUCUCACUAUUCAUUUAGGCAAAAUUAUACUCUGUAAUUAUUGAUUGUAAUAAGAGGCAGCAGGAGGAGAGAGUUUUACCCAAAGGAUGUAAUAUCAUCUCCACUUCUGUUUCAAUGGGUAAUAUAACUAGAUUAAUAGUAUAUCAUAAACUCUC